This is a messenger RNA of Miscanthus lutarioriparius, 2121 nucleotides long. NCBI's taxonomy places the organism in Eukaryota, Viridiplantae, Streptophyta, Magnoliopsida, Poales, Poaceae. The record is from the annotation of a GenBank genome assembly.
AUGGCCCUGAGGACGGAGGGGAGGAGCCGAACUCCUCGAUUUGGAGCAGCGGGGAUUGUAGAAGCCGUCGAGAAGACCUCGAUUCGGAGCAGCGGGGACUGUAGGAGUCGCCGGGAAGACCAAAUCCACAGCGCCGGAAAGACCAAAUACACGCUGCCAUUCGUGAGGGCCUACUGCGUCGUCGCGUCUGUCGCGUCGGGGAGGCCGCGCCAUGGAGGAGGGCACGCCGAGAAGGAGGCCGCGAGCCGGGGAGGAGGCCGUGCCGUGGAGGAGGCCACGCGAGCAGGGCGGUGCUCCACCGUGGGACGAGCUCCGCCUGGCCACACGAGUAGGACGGCGCGAGCAGGGCAGCGCGAGCAGAGCAGCAUUCAGGCGUGGCGGCGUGAACUGGGAGGCGGACUGCACUGCAUGAGUAGGGAGGCGGACGGGCAAGUGGGAGUGGGAGGAGGUGCAGAGUGCUAUCCUGCACGCUCCAGAGUGUCCAUUGUCAACGUACGCUGUCCCAAAGCGAGGGGCUGUGCACUAGAAGAUCGAGUGAUGGACCAGUAUUGGUAUUCCCGUCCAGUGCCAAACUUCAGAGAGCACAGUAGUGUGGACGAUCGUUUCGUCGGAAAGACACUAGUCAAAUCUGGACGUAAAGGCGGCGGCAGUGCUCGAUCGCGCCGGACCGUCGAAGUGAAGGGGACCGAGAUCAAGGCGGCGGCGAACGUAUUGCCACCGCCGAGAAUCCUCGCCGCCCUCGCCUUGGCAGCAUGGACCUUCUUCCUCUACGUGCAUUUCUCCGUGAUUACCAGCACGGUGGAGGUGAGCAACGGGGAUCGCCUCGCCGACCCGUGCCGGGGACGGUACAUCUACAUGCACGACCUGCCGCCGCUUUUCAACGCCGACAUUAUCCACAACGACUGUCGCAACAAUGAGGGCCACUGGGGCGACAUCUGCGCCUCCCUGAGCAACGCCGGCCUCGGCCGUCCGCUCGCCCACGACGGCACGGACGACAGCGGUGUCAUCACGGGCGGAGACGGGUGGUACGGCACGCACCAAUUCUCGCUGGACGCCAUCUUCCACAACCGGAUGAGACAGUACGAGUGCCUGACCAACCACUCCGCCGUGGCCUCCGCCGUGUUCGUCCCGUUCUACGCCGGCUUCGACUUCGCCCGCUACCACUGGGGCUUCGACAACGCCACCAGAGACGCCGCGUCGGUGGACCUGACAAGGUGGCUCAUGGCACGGCCUCAGUGGCAGCGCAUGGGAGGGCGCGACCACUUCCUCGUUGCCGGGCGAACAGGGUGGGACUUCCGGAGGAUCAGCAACCUCGGCGCGGACUGGGGCAAUGACCUCCUCGUCAUUCCGGGAGCCCGGAACAUGUCCGUGCUCGUGCUGGAGUCCACGCUGAAACGCGGCACCGACUUCUCCGUGCCGUACCCGACCUACUUCCACCCCAGGUGGGACGCCGACGUGCUCCGGUGGCAGGACAGGAUGAGCAUCCGGGUCCGGGAUCACGUCAUCGCGCAGUGCAAGGCGUCCAGCGCCUGCGCCAUGCUGAGCUGCGCGCGCACACCCAGCAGCACGCAGUGCCACAGCCCCGCCAACAUCAUGCGGCUCUUCCAGAAGGCCACCUUCUGCUUGCAGCCUCCGGGCGACUCCCCCACGCGACGGUCGGUGUUCGACUCGAUGGUGGCCGGGUGCAUCCCGGUGUUCUUCCACACGGGGUCGGCGUACAAGCAGUAUCCGUGGCACCUCCCCAAGGAUGACCACCUCAAGUUUUCGGUGUUCAUCCCGACCGCGGACGUGAGGCGGCGCAACGUGAGCAUCGAGGCCGUGCUCCGGGCGAUCCCUCCGGCCACGGUGGCUCGGAUGCGGAAGGAGGUGAUCAGGCUCAUCCCGAGUUUGUUGUACGCCGACCCUAGGUCAAAGCUGGAGACUCUCAAGGAUGCGGUCGACGUCGCCGUCGAUGGGAUCCUCGACACGGUGGCGCGGAUCAAGAACGGCGAGGAUGUCAACUGUGGCGGGCCAGUGGACAAGGAUCCGCCGAACCUUUUCGCCUCGACGGCAUCAAGGUUCUUUCCGGAGGGAUAUGGCAAGCUAGCUCUGUUUCAUUCUGGCAGUCACGCAUCUGAGUAA